AUGUGGUUUUCCACAUCGCUGUCGGCCGCGCUAUGGCUGGCAGCAUGUGUAAUGGCUGGUAUUCAUGACCAGACGACGACAAAUGCGGAUGGCAUUCGGAGUAUACCUGUUUGUUUGCCCCGAUCUUCCUCCCGGAUAGAAGAGACUGUCCGUAAACGAAACGAUCUACAUUACAUGGCGGAUCCGUAUUUGGAUUCUGAUAUGCAGAGUCGCUGGUUUGAUUUUGGUGGGGAUACAAUUAUACGCGCAGACAAAUACAUACGACUUACAUCGGACCGGCCCUCACAAGCAGGAUGGAUAUUCUCACGGGUGCCACUAACAGCCACAAACUGGGAGAUCGAACUAGAAUUCAAGAUCCACGGCGACGGCACCCUCCAUGGUGACGGAUUCGCAAUGUGGCUCACGAAGCAGCGGGCCACAGGCGGCGACGUAUUCGGCAGCACCGACCGCUUCGAAGGCCUCGGGAUCUUCUUCGACACGUACAAGAACAACCGGCCGGGCACCGUCUUCCCCUACGUAAUGGCCAUGGUGGGCGACGGGCAAAAGGCCUACGACAAAGCGAACGACGGCAAGGAGAACGAGUUCAUGGGCUGCAGCGCGCGGGGGAUUAGGAAUGCCAACCAGCCUACCAAGGCGAAAUUGACGUAUUUCCAGGACACGAGUCUGAAGCUCGAGUUGCAGUAUAAGAAAGAGGACCAGUGGGAGUUGUGCUUUGAGACGAGCGAACCGCCGACCAUCCCUUCUGUGGCAUAUCUAGGCUUUAGUGCAGAGACGGGCGAGCUGAGCGAUAACCAUGAUAUUAUCAGCGUGGCGACGAGAAAUCUGUAUGACACGAAGAGCAGGGCUGACAAUAGCGGGAGUGCAGGAGGAAGUAGGAGCGGGCCCACAAAGGGGAAGCCUGUCAAGAAGGAAAGCACGGGCAGCUGGACCUGGUUUCUCUUCAAGGUCGUUGCGUUCUUCGGCUUAGUUGGGGGUUCGUAUGUUGGGUAUACGGCUUGGAGGACGCAGCAGAGGAGAGCGCAUCGAUUUUAG
Molecule: messenger RNA, 1032 nt
Organism: Lachnellula hyalina
Lineage: Eukaryota; Fungi; Ascomycota; Leotiomycetes; Helotiales; Lachnaceae
Product: L-type lectin-like domain-containing protein
Exons: 5
Coding region: 1-1032 (343 amino acids)
Biological process (GO): endoplasmic reticulum to Golgi vesicle-mediated transport; endoplasmic reticulum organization; Golgi organization
Cellular component (GO): endoplasmic reticulum-Golgi intermediate compartment; COPII-coated ER to Golgi transport vesicle; endoplasmic reticulum membrane
Molecular function (GO): D-mannose binding
Source: RefSeq, a predicted model, not a curated record